This is a messenger RNA of Gasterosteus aculeatus aculeatus (three-spined stickleback), 1776 nucleotides long. The record is from RefSeq and is a predicted model, not a curated record. Lineage: Eukaryota; Metazoa; Chordata; Actinopteri; Perciformes; Gasterosteidae.
AUGACGGUGAUGUCCGUCCUCGAUGGCCCGGAGCAUCUGAGGGAGAACACUCCGGGUGCUGCGCUCUCCCGGUUAGACAAUGGGGGUUUCUUCUCCCGCUCCGGUUUGUUGUGCUUUGCCCUAAAGCGUUCCCUCUUCUUGCAGUCGAUCGCGGCUCAUGCAGCAAGUAUCUUCCAGCUCGCGGCCCAAGUCCUGGGCGACUUCGACGACGAGGACAUCGGGUUCGGCCUGGUGGACGAAAAGAAAGACUCCGCUGUAGCCAAGAAGCUUGGUCUGGAUGAGGUGGAGAGCAUCUACAUAUUUGCUGACAAUGAGAUCAUUGAGUACGACGGCGAGCUGGCGGCCGACACCCUGGUGGAGUUCCUCUACGAUGUGGUCGAGGACCCCGUGGAGAUCAUCGACAACGAGCGCGAGCUCAAGGGUUUCCACAACAUGGACGAGGUCAUCAAGCUGGUCGGCUAUUUCAGGAGCGAGAAGUCUGCACACUUCAUCGAGUACGACGAUGCCGCCGAGGAGUUCCACCCCUUCGUCAAAUUCUUUGCCACGUUUGACCCCAAGAUCGCCAAGAGGCUGAAGCUGAAGAUGAACGAAGUGGACUUCUAUGAGCCCUUCAUGGAGGAACCCGUCACCAUUCCAGGAAAGCCCUACGUCGAGUCUGAGCUCAUUGACUACAUCGAAGAGCAUGACAGGCCAACACUGAGGAAGCUGGAGCCCCACAGCAUGUAUGAGAUCUGGGAGGAUGACAUUGACGGAGAGCACAUUGUGGCCUUUGCUGAGGAAGAUGAUCCAGACGGUUUUGAAUUCCUGGAAAUCCUGAAGGAGGUGGCCCGCGAGAACACCGACAACCCCAACCUCAGCAUCAUCUGGAUCGACCCCGACAACUUCCCCCUGCUGGUGCCGUACUGGGAGAAGACCUUCGGCAUCGACCUCUCUUCCCCUCACAUCGGGGUGGUUGACGUUGAGGACGCCGACAGCGUGUGGAUGGAAAUGGACGACCAGGACGACAUGCCGACGGCCGACGAGCUGGAGCGAUGGGUGGAGGAUGUCCUCUCCCGAAAGAUCGACCCGGAUGACGACGAUGACGAUGAUGACGACGAUGAUGACGAUGACGACGACGAUGACGACGAUGACGACGAUGACGACGACGACGACGACGACGAUGACGAUGACGAUGAUGUUGAUGAUGACGAUGACGAUGAUGAUGAUGAUGACGACGAUGAUGACGACGACGAUGACGACGAUGACGACGACGAUGACGACGAUGAUGAAUAAAUGUUAACCACCAUCUCUCACUUCCCUCCAAUUUAGCCAGAAAUGUAAAAUAUAUCUUGUUUUUCUAACGAGCCGUGCAAGCUCACUUCCUGUACGGCUUCCUGUGAGGGACAAACACGACGACCUGAUUGUCUUGUUGUUGUAUUCAGAUAUGCGUAAUCUCACAGAGCAUGUGAGCAGAGAGGCUAACGGAGGGGCUAACCUGACGUUUUCUACCCGAUGUCACAGACCAGAGUCCCCCCCCCUCCAUCCCUCCCACACACCUCCCUCCAACCCUCCCUUUUUUUUGUCAUUUUCUGUUUCAAUGACUUGUUUUCUACUUGAUGAAGAGAAGAAAACCAACACUUUAUCUUACUAUUUAAAAGAGAAUUAACCUAAAAUCACUGGAAAGUCUUAAGAUUAUUACAAUCUUAGAAAAUAAUUGGGAUAUUGGAAAUAAACAAAAAGGUACAAAUUAAUUUGUUUUUGCUUUCAUAUUAAAAAAGAAAGAUAUUUUACAACCGA